GACCUCAGAGAAGUGCAAUGUCGUCCCUACGAGUUGCAGGGGAACAAGAAGAGAAUCACUGUCGCAGCUGCUUCUAAGACACUGGCAAACCUCAUAUAUCAAUAUAAAGGCAUGGGUCUCGGCAUGGUCACAAUGAAAUUUGCCGCUGUUGGAACUAUGUGUGCAGAUGUGACGCCUAAAGAGGGUCCGGCUUUGUAUUACAUCCACAGUGCUGGAACCCGACUAUCUGGCAACUUGUUCUGCGUAGGUUCUGGUCAGACAUUCGCUUGUGGUGUGCUUGAUGCCAAGUACAGAUACGAUACGAAUGAGGAGGAAGCUCUCGACCCCAGGAGACAAAGUGUUCUUGCGGCUACACAUCGAGAUUCCUUUUCUGGCGGCUCUAUCGUUAUUUAUCAUGUCAAGGAGAGCGGACGGGUCAAACUCGAGUAUUUCGAUACGGACUCGAUGUUCUGGAGGACAAAGCUUGAGAAGAGGAUGUUUUUAGAUGUCGCCGCCGACUUGGAGUAG
Messenger RNA from Aureobasidium musti, 507 nucleotides. The record is from the annotation of a GenBank genome assembly. NCBI's taxonomy places the organism in Eukaryota, Fungi, Ascomycota, Dothideomycetes, Dothideales, Saccotheciaceae.